Molecule: messenger RNA, 1449 nt
Organism: Dioszegia hungarica
Lineage: Eukaryota; Fungi; Basidiomycota; Tremellomycetes; Tremellales; Bulleribasidiaceae
Exons: 7
Biological process (GO): protein deglycosylation; protein quality control for misfolded or incompletely synthesized proteins; glycoprotein catabolic process
Cellular component (GO): cytosol; nucleus
Molecular function (GO): peptide-N4-(N-acetyl-beta-glucosaminyl)asparagine amidase activity
Source: RefSeq, a predicted model, not a curated record
GAGACGGACGACUUCGUUCUAGCCCUCGCUCGAUGGUUCAAGUCCGACUAUAUGAAGUGGAUCGACCCCAUACCCUGCCCGGACUGUAAAGGACCGACAAAAGGGACCGGGUCGACCAAUCCUACGGAGGGUGAACGGUCAGAAGGAGGAGGAAGAGUCGAGCUACACCAGUGCGUCAAAGGUGGAUGCGGUGCUACAAGGAGAUUUGUGCGGUAUGGGCAGAUACGGCCGUUGAUGCGGACAAGAGAAGGGAGGUGUGGGGAAUGGGCGCACCUGUUCUACGCGUUUCUACGAGUCGCGGGGAUCGAGGCACGAUACAUCUGGAACAGUGAAGAUCAUGUAUGGGCGGAGUAUUGGUCGGCAGCCAAAGAGCGUUGGGUACAUGUGGAUCCCUGCGAAGCAGCUGUCGACAAGCCGUUUCUGUAUGAGAAGGGGUGGGGCAAGAAGCAGUCCUAUUGCCUUGCUUUCGGUUCCCGCGGGGCGGAGGAUGUCACUGCCGUCUAUGUCGUCGAUCAAGCCGGAUGCGAACUUCGAAGGCAAACAAAAGGCUGGAGGGAGCAUAUUCUCGCACAGGCCUUGGAACAACACACCAUCUCUCUUCAGGCGCAAAGACCCCACGCGGAGCUCGAGGGCUGGGACUACAUGAUCCGAAAACAGCACGAAUGGAAGUUGGACGUGAAGAGACGUCUGGCCGAGGCGGAAGAGGAGGAACUGGGAGGGAGAGUCAGCGGACCGGAAGAGUGGAGGAAGAUGCGGGACGAGAUGGGGAGUGAUAAGGUCCCCAGACCCUCGUUCUCGGUGACAAAGCUUCUACACGACCUCAAAUCCUCCGAUGUGUAUCUCUUCGGCGAUGCUGUUCGAGCCGGCUCCGGCGUGGUGCUCACGACACGAUCAUCGCAGGCCUCGGGUGUCUUCGCCGAUGUCCGCAUAGCGCAGACUACGUCUUUCCGGGCGACAGUCACAUUCCGGAUGUUCGCACCGCCUGGAGCGCGCGAGGCAGAUGGGAUGGCCAUCGUCUUUUCCAGGGAUAGGAAGCUAGGUCUCGGAGGGUACGGGCUGGGUUAUUCUGGCUUGGGUGGGAAAGGGGAUUUUGCGGUCGAGACAGUCGAUACCUACCGGACUCAAGAUCACGCAGACGACCCUCCAGCUCCGCACAUUUCGGUUCACUCUCCACCUGACGCACACCACCGGAAUAGUAUAGCCUGUACGAAGCCUGGACAGGUCCCCUUUCUCAGCGACGGCAGGCUAUGGACGCUGGAGCUGGUCUAUGAUGGGUUAAGCCGCCAGCUGGUUGGCUGGAUGAAAGGCAAGGACGAUGCGAGCAAGGAAGGAAAGGUGGAUGAGAUAGGGCUAUGGGAGGUGUCGGUCCCGCCGGGGGAGGGGCCGGGAGGCGACUGGUACGUUGGCGUGACGGGGAGUUGCGGGGGCCUAUGGCAAAAGGUCAGUUGA